UCUAUAAAUGCUACAACCCCAGCUUCUUGCUGUGUCUCUACUACUCCCCUCCGACCCGACCCCAUCGUCAUCGUCUGCGAAUCCUCCUGAUCCUCGCUCUCUAUUCCUUCUUCAUGUUGUUCACUCUGGUCCCGCUCAUAUUAGACCUCACCACCGACGUCUUCUGCCCGCCGAGCCAUCCGCACGAUUGCCUGCUGCCGGAGCGGGACGUAGUCCCUUUCCUCCGCGGCAUCCACUGCUACUUUCUCUUGCCCAUCACGACGGUGAUUCUCCCUGUUCUGGGUUUCUAUAAGCAAGCCCAGCGCCAGAAGCGACAGCGACAACAAGGACAACCAAGGAGGCAGCAUCAGCAGGAGCCACGCGAACAGGCCAUAAUGAUUCCUCCGUCUCAUCCCCCAUCACCGACCACCCCCACAGAUCUUAACCGCCUCCUUGCCCGCUCCCGCCUUUUUCAGGCUGCUAUCUUCGCGCUCUCGGCCAUCCUCUGGAUUUUCCGCUUGCCUCCAGGGCAGCAGGAGCGAGUGUACGAACCGCCGCCGCCGCCCGAUGAUCCUCUUCCGCCCCAGCCCUGGCUGUUAGUCUUCUUGCAUUGGUGGAUAUUCAUGGGGUAUAUGACCGUCGAUGAGGUCAUUUUUGCGGUCGGGCAGGGUGUGUUGGGGUACUUGGGUCUACGGAAGGCGGUAGCAGCAGAGGGGAGAGGUGAAGGUGAGGAGCAGGCGGAGGGAAGGCCGUUGUUGGUAGCGGCUGAGGAACGUUCCACAUACGGAUCUGAAAGUUGAACUUCCCCGCAAUCGAUACAAAGAACGUGCAAGGAAGCUGGCUAGUGAACGUGUUCUUUCUCAUGUUGAGAACACCUGUGCUGAUGAGGGAGAAAGAGAAGGGAAGGGGAGAUAAUCUGGUAAUCUCAUACGAAGACUAAUCAGAUUUUGGUUUAUUAUAUGUAUAAUAGUCCCACCUAAUAUCGUUAGUUUGAUAUCAAGGUUCCACAAAGAGGUUUUGACCACCUUGUGAGCACUCAAGGGUACACACUAACU
Messenger RNA from Aspergillus eucalypticola CBS 122712, 1034 nucleotides. RefSeq lists its product as uncharacterized. The transcript has a single exon. The record is from RefSeq and is a predicted model, not a curated record. The coding region runs from base 114 to 779 and encodes 221 amino acids. NCBI's taxonomy places the organism in Eukaryota, Fungi, Ascomycota, Eurotiomycetes, Eurotiales, Aspergillaceae.